Molecule: messenger RNA, 1859 nt
Organism: Nematolebias whitei (Rio pearlfish)
Lineage: Eukaryota; Metazoa; Chordata; Actinopteri; Cyprinodontiformes; Rivulidae
Gene: gclm
Product: glutamate-cysteine ligase, modifier subunit
Exons: 7
Coding region: 222-1043 (273 amino acids)
Biological process (GO): glutathione biosynthetic process
Cellular component (GO): glutamate-cysteine ligase complex
Molecular function (GO): enzyme regulator activity; glutamate-cysteine ligase catalytic subunit binding
Source: RefSeq, a predicted model, not a curated record
AGCUACACGGAUUACGCACACACACAUAUACACGCACGCACGCACACACACACAAACACACACAAGUGAGUGAAUGUGAAUGCAAGUCAUCCUGACUACAGCACUUUAUCUACAGCAGGACCUUCAGUCUUUAAAUCCAGCAGCUACAACCACAGCAGCAGCUGUGUUUAGCCGAAGCAAACUCAUUUAGCAUCUUGUUAGCGUUAGCAGCCGAAAACCACAUGGAUACCAACACAAACAACGCCGAGGCGAGGCUGCUGCUGAGCCAAGCCAAGACCCUCCGGUUCCACACCGGAAAUUUAGUCAACCGAAGUCGGAUGAAGAAGUGUCCGAGUUCGCCCAGCGAGGAGCUUCGAGACUGCAUUCAAGCCACACUGAGUGACUGGUUGUCCUCACCAAAACUGCCAGCUACGGACUUUCCAGAUACUUUGGACUGCUCCAUCCCUGAGGUCACAGAUGCCAUCACACCUGAAGAACGAGAGGAAGUGAAGGUUUCAGUUAAGCUCUUUCUGUGUGAGCCGGCUCAGUCUGCCAUCAAAGAUGCAGUGGAGAUGGCUUGCCAGAUGCUGGCUGUUUCCCAGCUCGACUCUGUUAUCAUAGCGCCACCUUGGCCUCUGGAGGGUGACGGCCAGACUCUGACUCAUCUGCAGCCAGCAUGGGAGAAGCUGGAGGCUCUGGUCAGGAGCCAGAAGAUUGUGGCCAUCGGUACGUCUGAUCUGGACAAAGAUCUGCUGGAGCAGCUCUACAACUGGGCUCAGGUGAAGCCCAGCAGUAAUCAGGUCAACCUGGCCUCCUGCUGUGUGAUGCCUCCUGACCUGACAGCUUUUGCAAAAGAGUUUGACAUCCAGCUGCUCACGCACAACGACCCUAAAGAGUUGAUGUCAGUAGCCACAUUCCAGGAGGCAGUGCAGGAGGCCGUGCAUGACCUGAAGGUCGCUGACUGGAGGCUGGAGUGGGUCCUCCGUUACUCAGUCAUCGUCAAGAGCAGGGGCAUCAUCAAGGCUAAGGGCUACCUCGUCAGCGCGAGCAGGGCGAGCCCUUAGCACUCAAAGACGCGUGGAUGAAGCCAUUUUUAUAUUUUCAUUCUCACACAGCACUCAAUGAUACAGCUCUGCGUAAUGGAAGCUGCUAGUUUUGAAAUCUUGUAUCGUUUUAUCUUCUGAUAUUUUCACAUCUUCCACAUCUGUGAUUUAAUGUGCAACAGGUCAGGUAGUUAUCAUCUCAGUGAGAUCAGAAAUAGAUCAACUUCUGUGUCAGUGUCAUGAGAUUCAUAAAAUCACUUAGGUGACUAGCACUGUGUGAGCAGUACACUAGCGGCCAUGUUAAAGCACAGCAGAAGCUAAUAAAAAAAUUGUCUGCUUAGCUUUGGUUAGUUGAAAGUGAUUUAACUGUGUUUUGACAAUGUGCCUCUGUUGCUCAUGUUUUCACUGUACUGGUCCAAAUCAAAACAGAUUCUGGUGGUAAAUCUGUUUUUGAAAGAACCAAAGUUAGUCAAAAUUUUUAAAAUAUAAUUUUAAGACAUUAAAUAGGGAAUACAGUUGUCUUUUAUACAUGCAUGUUGAAUUUGCUUUAUAACAUUCCUGUACUUUUUAAAGUAAUGCACCAUCUGAAGCCCAGUAUUUUUUUUUUUUUUCUGUUGCAGACUGGAUAUCUAAUUUAAAUUCAUAAUUUUGACUGUACUGUUUGAAGGUGCAUCAUGUUUACAUCCUGAUGCCCACAAGAUUAGUCUGAAAGAAGAGAGAGAGCUAUUUUAACAAGUUAUUGUAAUUUAUAUGUUGUAAAAACAGCACUGGAAACUCCUCAGAAAGAUGUAGAUCUAAUAUGUUUGAUGGAAAAAGAUAUUUUUUAAAUGCAAGUGU